UAAGAUAUUAACCAUUGGUUCACAUUGUUUUUCUCUUUUUCUUUUUCCCUUUCAAAAUAUCACCUUUUUAUUGCACAAAAAUAUGUAACAUAAAAUAUUUCCCAAACCAAUAGUUGAAGGUUCAAUCAUAUAACGCCGCACAUUUAUUUUUAAUAUAAAAAUACAUAAUCUCACAAAAAUUAGAUUUUAGUUCCAACCAAAUUACCUAAAUAUCUGUACGACAAAGCUAAGCACACUCCUAAAAUGAAUCCCCUGCCACACCCAAAAACACUAUCGCCACUCCAAUUUGAACCGAAAUGAUUGUACCAUACGCAUCCCACACUGUACAUGUGCGUGGAUGAAGGAAGCGAAGCCCACUCCCAAUAUAGUAGUGUUAUAUAUAUCUCAUCUUCUUUCUCAUAAAUCCAAAAAGCUGAAAAAAUAAAAUAAAAUCAGAAAUUUCCCCAAUCUCAAUUUCGCAUCGCCAAGAGGAAGAAAAAUCCCUGAGUAAAUGGAAAACAACCCGCAGCAGAGCGCGGCGCCGCCGUACCCGCCGGGCGCGGCGGCGGCGGCGGCGGCGGGGUACCCGUCGCAGCCGCCGUACCAGAACCUCCUGCAGCAGCAGCAGCAUCAAUUGCAGGUGUUCUGGAAUUACCAGAAGCAGGAGAUCGAGCAGGUGAACGAUUUCAAAAACCACCAGCUCCCCCUGGCUCGGAUCAAGAAGAUCAUGAAGGCCGACGAGGACGUCCGCAUGAUCUCGGCGGAGGCGCCCAUCCUCUUCGCGAAGGCGUGCGAGCUCUUCAUCCUCGAGCUCACGAUCCGCUCGUGGCUCCACGCCGAGGAGAACAAGCGCCGCACGCUGCAGAAGAACGACAUCGCCGCCGCCAUCACGCGCACCGACAUCUUCGACUUCCUCGUCGACAUUGUGCCCAGGGACGAGAUUAAGGACGAGGCGGCCGCCCUCGGGGGGAUUGUGGGGCCCCCCGCGGGGGUCACCGGCGUGCCCUACUACUAUCCGCCCAUGGGCCAGCCGAUGAUGGGCCGCCCCGCCGUGGAUCCGGGGGUUUACGUGCAGCCGCCGCCGCCGCCGUCGCAGGCCUGGCAGUCGGUGUGGCAGACGGGGGCUGAGGAUGGCUCCUACGGGAGUGGCGGUGGUGCCAGCAGCGGUCAGGGGAACCUUGACGGUUAAGGCUUCACAUCACAUGAUUGUUGUUGCUUGGUUUAGGAAUUGUGGAUUGAGCAUAUGAUGUUUGGUUGGUAUUGGCAUGAAUGAUGUGCAGACAUUGGUGUUGUUUGAUGGGAGUUGAAACAAGUGAUGGUGAAGUGAGAGAGCAAGGGAAGGAAUUUGGGCUUCAAUUCUUUGGAAAAAAGAUUGUUGGUUGGUUGUAGUAGGAAUUUGUAUAAAACUUGAUCUUGUGUAGAUGCCCAUCAAAAACAAUGUGCAGAAUGUUUCCAGUGCAACAAUACACUCACCUCAUUCUUAUUUCUCUACCUAUUUUAUUUAUAUCCUCUUUUUCAA
Messenger RNA from Salvia miltiorrhiza (redroot sage), 1498 nucleotides. Its product is annotated as nuclear transcription factor Y subunit C-1-like. Gene Ontology annotation, molecular function: DNA-binding transcription activator activity, RNA polymerase II-specific; protein heterodimerization activity; DNA binding. Gene Ontology annotation, cellular component: nucleus. The coding region runs from base 491 to 1168 and encodes 225 amino acids. Lineage: Eukaryota; Viridiplantae; Streptophyta; Magnoliopsida; Lamiales; Lamiaceae. The record is from RefSeq and is a predicted model, not a curated record. The transcript is spliced from 2 exons. Gene Ontology annotation, biological process: regulation of DNA-templated transcription.